UUAAUAAUAAACCUUUAUUCUGAGCACCCAUGUUAGUGUUUAUUUUUCCUUUAAAGAAGCUACGUAUUUACUUCCAUAAUCCAUAGCAGCUAGCCUCUUUCUGGGUGUGCUAAGCAGAAGACCUUAGCCAAUCAGUCUGGUGAACUGCCCUCAGGGCAACCAGGAUGUCUACUACCAACGCUCUAGUCUCCUUGAGGAAGCUGCCUGAUGUUCAUGGAUGCUUGGCUGUUGAAAUGUGUUCAGAGGAAAGCAGCCAUUUCUGCCCAUCUGUAACAUCAGGCUCCACAAGAGGUUUCUCUCCAGCAGCCUUCUCCUAUCUUUGAUCCUUAUUGUCAGUUCAGCAGGUUAGCUGUGAUAGGAUGAGGAGACAGAAAAGGGAAAACAAAGAUUGACUGCCGGAGGUACACGGAGUCCAGAUGGCCCACACUGGUGGAGUGACUCCUUGGCUACUCAAUUCCUAUCUGAGCAGAGCAGACGGAUGUCAGCCUGCUGAUGGUGGCCCUUGUUCCGUCUGUUUGUACAAACCAAAGUCUUUUCUUAACACAGAAAUUAAAUGAGCUUGAAACGUCCUCAUUGCAAGCAAGAAUUCCUUUUCUGAAAGACCUGAGUCCCCCCUGUGGAAUGUGAACCUUGAGAAAAGAGUCUUCCUAUCUGCCAGUCACCGGGGAGUUUAGCCCAGGCCCCUCAUUCAGACAUUUAACUCUGUGUUUGUCACAGGGAUGGGGGAGAUUUUGCUUCAUGAGAUAAGAACCAGCUCUGAUGGGCAGGUGAGUUGAGGACAGACCUGGGAGAAGGUGCAGCCAGGCUUGCAGUACAGUCCUUCCAAGGUGUCCUCACCCUUUCUCCUGAGACCAUUUGUGCCCAGCAGCAUCUGAGGGGAAUUAAUGACGCUCCUGUCUCCUGCUGCUUGCUCAAUAGUUGGCCCUUGAAGGUGCUUGGUGUUUCUUCUGGGAUAAAAAUGUUACUUACUCUCUGCACCAACGCAGAGAACUUACUCUGUUGACAGACUUUGUUAUUAAUUUUGAUGUCAAUGUCUUUAUGAAGAAUUAGAACAAGAACACUGUUGCAUUAUUUCUGUAAGAAGUUGAUUAUACUGUAGUUCAUUAUAUUGAAGUUCAUUAUACUGUACUAUCUUUAAAAAUUGUCAUUGUUGCCUGGCCCCAAAUAUCACCUUUCGAGGUCACAUUGCAGAGAGCUAUUUUCUUCUUUCUGUGUGUUCUUUCUGGUUCUGUUUUUAAUCUCUGUUCAUUACCCACGUGAUCUAGAAACCCACCAUUUGUGUUUUCUCUUCCUUCCUUUUUUUGCAUCUGCAGCUUUUGUUCGGUCUCCAUCAGCUUUGGAAACCGAUAGGACAAGAACACUUUUGUGUUAUUCAGGAAGGCAGGUAAAAUCUGAGGGAUCAUUGAUCAUAGGGUUCCAUGUUUGAACAUUAUCGCCCGACUGCAAACAUCGAGUUUGAGAAGUCAUUAGACAAGCACUUUUUUUUCUUCCUUUCUUUGUGUACCUUCUGGUUGCUUUUAGAAUUUUUUAUGCAUUUGUUGUGUGAUCCAGCAAAACCAGUUUUUGUCUUCUUUGGAAAAGAAUUGUUGGGCAUUUCUUAUAUGUAAGUGUUUGAUGGAAACUUCUAGCACUUCGGUUAAACAGAGUGUGACACACUGUUAGGAUCUGCCUUUUAUCUAAAAGCCUCCGGCCCAGGGCGUCUAGGUAACUGGAUAUAAACCCUCAGGCCAUUCCGGGAGGCUCAAAGGGAGUGAGGACAAACGCGAUGGUGACCGCUGGGGCUGCCAUUACUGUUGCUCUCAGCUCGGCGCCCACAAGCCGCUGAAAUGAGGAGACUUGUGAGACGAUCCCUAGAAGCUUAAGACUUCUGGGAACCCGCCCCCCAACCCCCCCACCCCCCGACAAGAAUGAGAGGAAGACCACUGGGACUAGCGCCGAGGCGCUGCUGCGCGUGCGCACUUCUGUUUGUGUGCGUGCUCGCGCAAGCGCACAACCGCUGCGCUGCCCUGGCUUCCUGAGGUCUGAGUCUCUACGCUCGCGUCCGCAGCUUUGGAGAGUGCGAGCUGGUGUCGCGAGCCUGCGGGGCCGAGGUCCGUGCGUCCUGGUCGGCAGCUGGCGGACGCACCUUUGCAGGCCGGGGAGGCCAAGGGACAGGUUGACAAGAGCGGCGAGACCCGGGCGCGGCCUCCUAGACCCGACUGCAUUAGUUCUACAGAUUUUUCCUACCGCAGCAGAAGAUGAAUACAUCCUUGGCCCCGCUGUCAUUCAAGGAUGUGGCUGUGGCCUUCUCCCAGGAGGAGUGGCAGCAGCUGGACUCUGAGGAGAGGACGACCUACCGGGAUGUGAUGCUGGAGACCUACAGCAACCUCGUCUCCGUGGGGUAUCACAUUAUCAAACCGGAUGUUAUCAUCAAGUUGGAACGAGGAGACGAGCCAUGGAUAGUAGAAGGAGCUCUCUCACCUCGGAGCUAUCCAGACGAGAUCUGGCACGCAAGCAGCCCGAUGGAGGAAGUCCAGGAAGAUGAGGAGGACCAAUCACGUUCAGCUGUGUUCAGCUAUGGAAGCCUGCUCGAUGCUUCUCGUAUGGCCGCUGAGGUAGCAAAAAAGCUCGCCCCAUCAGGGAAAGUCCUCCCUAAGUGCAGCUCCUGUGAGGAGAGCCUGAUGUGUGUCUCCGCGUUCAUUCGUAGCGAUGGAAGUUAUGCAAAACUGCGGCCCAAUGUGUGUGCUGGGUGUGGGAAGCCCCUCCUCCACGGUAAGCUUGAGAAAACACAUCCUGGAGACGAUGAAUUGAGUGGAGAUGGAGAGGAGGACUGUUCUCUAAGGGAAGAAAGUGUUUAUCAAAACGUUCGAUUUGUGGAGAAGCCUUUGGACUAUGUCGAGUGGCAGAAACCCUUCCCAAAGAGCGCUGUGUUUCUUAAUCACCUGGAGGAGGAGCCCUGCGACUGGAAUGAUUCUGAGGAAGCUUUUCUGCAGACGUCAGACCUCAGCACCCACCAGGAGUCCCUCAUGGAAAUGAAGCCCUACGAUUGCCAGCAGUGCGGGAAGUCCUUCUGCAAGAGGUCCAAGUUCAUCAUUCACCAGAGAACUCACACGGGAGAGAAGCCCUUCAAGUGCAAUCAGUGCGGGAAGUCCUUCUGCCAGAAGGGCACGCUCACGGUACACCAGAGGACCCACACGGGGGAGAAGCCCUACGAGUGCACUGAGUGCGGGAAGACCUUCUACCAGAAGCUGCACCUCAUUCAGCACCAGAGGACCCACUCCGGCGAGAAGCCCUACAAGUGCAGCUACUGUGGGAAGUCCUUCUGUCAGAAGACACACCUCACUCAGCACCAGAGGACACACUCGGGAGAGAGGCCCUACGUUUGUCACGACUGCGGAAAGACCUUCUCUCAGAAGUCAGCACUCAACGACCACCAGAAGAUCCACACAGGCGUCAAGCUCUACAAGUGUAGCGAGUGUGGCAAGUGCUUCUGCCGCAAGUCCACGCUCACCACGCACAUGAGGACACACACAGGCGAGAAGCCGUACGAGUGUAACGAGUGCGGGAAGUUCUUCUCCAGGUUGUCGUACCUCACUGUGCAUUACCGAACCCACUCGGGGGAGAAGCCCUACGAGUGUACGGAGUGCGGGAAGACCUUCUAUCUGAACUCGGCCCUCAUGAGACAUCAGAGGGUGCACACGGGGGAGAAGCCUUACGAGUGUACGGAGUGUGGGAAACUAUUCUCACAGUUGUCCUACCUCACCGUCCAUCACAGAACUCACUCAGGAGUGAAGCCCUACGAAUGUAGUGAGUGUGGGAAGACUUUCUACCAGAACUCAGCCCUUUGUAGACACCGGAGAAUUCACAGAGGGGAGAAGCCCUAUGAAUGCUACAUAUGUGGCAAGUUCUUUUCUCAGAUGUCCUACCUCACCAUCCAUCACAGGAUUCACUCAGGAGAGAAGCCCUAUGAGUGCAGCGAGUGUGGGAAGACCUUCUGCCAGAACUCAGCCCUUAACAGACAUCAGCGCACACACACGGGAGAGAAAGCCUACGAGUGUUAUGAGUGUGGGAAGUGCUUCUCCCAGAUGUCGUACCUCACUAUCCACCACAGGAUCCAUUCUGGAGAGAAGCCCUUCGAAUGUAAUGAGUGCGGGAAAGCCUUCUCUCGGAUGUCGUACCUCACCGUGCACUGCAGAACCCACUCAGGAGAGAAGCCCUACGAAUGUACAGAGUGUGGGAAGAAAUUCUACCACAAGUCAGCAUUCAAUAGCCAUCAGAGAACUCACAGGAGAGGGAACGGGAGUGGGGUUGAUGUGGGAAGGCUCCUUUAAAGUCGGACUACCGUCUCAGUAGACUAGAAACUCCUGCCUACACUUGAGCCCUGAGGUACAGUUGGCCCUCGGUGCCCCUAGGUUCUGUCUCUUAGGACCCACCAAAACUAUGUAGGAAAAGGGGUUUCCCUGUACUGAGUCUGUACAGAUUAUUUUUUUUCUCCAUCCCCUGAGCAGUACAAUGUAACAAAUCUUUAUAUUGCUUUGAUACGGUAUUAAGCAUUAUAGAUAAACUGGAGGGGAAUUAAAAUACACGAGGGAAUUACGUAGGGUGUACACAAUGAUGAUGUCAUCUUACAGACGUAGGUGUUCAGGUGGUCUCAGAACCACACUCCCGCAUAGCAAAGGACACGUGUGUCAGAGAGCUCACACAAACGAACAAGUCUGUGUGAAACAGAUCCAUCAGAAACUCAUAGGGCAGGAACCGCAGUCCGGAAAAGACCACAGAGCAGACUAUACAGGAGUCAAGAUGUAGAAAUACGUUUCAGCAUAACCUCGACCUGCUUAGCGGGGAACUGACUCAACUUAAGGAAUGUGGGGAGGACACGCCUUCGGAAACUGCUAAUACUAAAGGACACUUUGUACAAUUAAAAGAAGAGGGCUGGAGGGAUGGCUCAGUGGUUAAGAGCACUGACUGCUCUUCCAGAGGUCCUGAGUUCAAAUCCCAGCAACCACAUGGUGGCUCACAACCAUCCGUAAUGGGAUCUGAUGCCCUCUUCUGGUGUGUCUGAGGACAGCGACAGUGUACUCAUAUACACGAAAUAAAUAAAUCUUUAAAAAAUUAAAUACUCUGCUAGAAAUAAGUACAAUCCAACUACAAGAUGUAAAAUUGUCAGUCUGCUUAGCCAAAUUUGCCGCACUAACCUGGUAACGUAGGGCUUGUGGUUUCUCGCUUCAUUUUCGGUAACCUUCACAGAAGUCUCACGUUCAGUUUGAACCAAGCUUGGAAAAGUGUGUGCUCUGUAACCUAUGGUGAGAUUACCCAUUCCAGGUUCCCGUCCUGUUACUGUCUCCAUAGGCACUGCCACUGAAGUAGUUUUGGAAAUUACGAACUCUGCUUUUUCUCACAUUUUUUCCUUGGAUUUUAAAAUGCAUUUGGUCAUCAUCACAGGAUUCUGUCCUCUGUAAGGAAGCCAGGUUUUUUUUUCCCCUCAGAAAUAUAUCUAUAAAAUAGAAAACUUGGAAUAGAUAAUUUUAAACUAAGCCGGAAGUCUAUACAGAUCAGAAAUAGCUUUAGCACUCACUGUACUGGGUACAGCUAAGAACCAUACUUAGGAUAUUGUCAUUUCUAUAUGCGUUAACUCACUUUUUUAUAUGGAUGCUUACGAGUAUUCGGAGCACAGUGGCUGGGUAGCAUGGUGCGUGCCAUGGUUAUGAGCUCGCCCUGCUGUCCCGUCCCUCAGAAGUGAGAACACACACAGAGGCACGUGGCAGACUUCACCCAGUGCCUUCUGCCGCUCCCUCCUUGGCUUGUCCAAGUGCGUUCCUCCUUGGAUGAUGGGAGGUAACUCCUGGGAAGUUUUAAUUCCUGGAGAUAAUCCUUUCUCAGAACCUUUGACCUAAGUCCAGAGAAUCAGAAAUGGUAUGAGAGCAUUUCUUGAAAGGGUCUCCUCAGAGAGGUAGAACCUUGUGGGCAUCACCUUCUCUGGAUGCGGUUCCUGAUCAUGACUGCCAACCACGUGUACCAUGUGUAGUCCUGGCUGGGACCUGAGUGAUAUCACAGAGCCACUAAACCAAUGUGACCUGUAAGCCACUCUGGGUCUGGACUGUGGUUUUUGUUUUUUGUUUUUUUCUAAGAGACUUUCUAAACCAGGUGACUUAGGGACAUUCUGAUAAUAACAAGAAGACAUUGUUCUGCAUUACGCUUUGUAGGAGUUCUGCAAUUCUGAAGUGGACUUUAGGCAAAUCGUUUAUUUUGAUGUGUCCAUAGAGAGAUUUACUGCCUGUAAAUUUGUAUAUAAAUAACCUGAGAAUUGAAAAUGAACUUGAAACAAAUGUGUACUCUU
Molecule: messenger RNA, 6316 nt
Organism: Rattus norvegicus (Norway rat)
Lineage: Eukaryota; Metazoa; Chordata; Mammalia; Rodentia; Muridae
Gene: Zfp12
Product: zinc finger protein 12
Biological process (GO): regulation of DNA-templated transcription
Cellular component (GO): nucleoplasm; nucleus
Source: RefSeq, a predicted model, not a curated record